Messenger RNA from Cololabis saira (Pacific saury), 3360 nucleotides. RefSeq names its product carotenoid-cleaving dioxygenase, mitochondrial-like. Gene Ontology annotation, cellular component: mitochondrion. The transcript is spliced from 12 exons. Gene Ontology annotation, molecular function: carotenoid dioxygenase activity; beta-carotene 15,15'-dioxygenase activity. The record is from RefSeq and is a predicted model, not a curated record. Gene Ontology annotation, biological process: retinal metabolic process; carotene catabolic process. The coding region runs from base 86 to 1756 and encodes 556 amino acids. NCBI's taxonomy places the organism in Eukaryota, Metazoa, Chordata, Actinopteri, Beloniformes, Belonidae.
CGCACUCUGCGCAGCAGCUCCAGCAGCUCCAGGGCGCACCGGGUCGCAGACACGCAGCACGGAACCGGCAUCCAUCCAUCCUGCCAUGGCACCUGUGGACCUGGAGAGGCCAGACGAGGCCAACCCCGAUGACGGGAGUAAGCCCAAGAAAGGCGGCACCAGACCUGCCAAGGGACUGGAGACCAUCGCCCCGCUCGUCCGCAGCGUGGAGGAAACCCCCGAACCCAUCACCACCACCGUGCAGGGCACCAUCCCCUCCUGGGUCAACGGCUUCUUCCUGCGCAACGGCCCCGGAAAGUUCGAGUUCGGAAAUACGCAUUACAACCACUGGUUUGAUGGGAUGGCAAUGCUUCACCAGUUUAAGAUCCAGAACGGCGAGGUGACGUACAUGAGUCGCUUCCUGAACAGCGACGCCUACAAGAAGAACAGCAAAGGCGGUCGCAUCAUGAUGUCAGAAUUCGGUACCAUCGCGAUGCCCGACCCGUGCAAAAACUUCUUCCAGAGGUUCCUCUCUCGCUUUGAGGUGAUCGAACCAACCGACAACGCCAGCGUGAGCUUCGUGAAAUACAAAGGUGACUAUUACGUCAGCACAGAGACCAACUUCAUCCACAGAGUGAACCCCGAGAACCUGGAAACGCUGGAAAAGGUGGACUGGAGCAAGUUCAUCGCCGUGAACGGAGCCACGGCUCACCCGCACUACGACCCAGACGGCACCGCCUACAACAUGGGCAACUCGUACGGGAGCAAAGGUGCCCUGUACAACAUCGUCAGGGUGCCGCCCGAGAAAACAGACGGCGACGACACGCUGCAGGGAGCCAAAGUCCUCUGUUCUAUCGUGCCAACCAACAAGUCCCAUCCCUCCUACUACCACAGCUUUGCCAUGUCUGAGAACCACGUGGUCUUCAUCGAGCAGCCCAUUAAGAUGGACCUGCUGAAGAUCGUCACCUGCAAGAUGAGAGGGAAGGCCCUGAGCGACGGCAUCUACUGGGACCCCAAGCUGGAAACGGUCUUCCAUCUGGUCAACAAGCACACCGGGAAGGUCAGCCCCAUUAAGUACCACACCAAAGCCAUCUCCACCUUCCAUCAGAUCAACGCCUUCGAAGAGGACGGGUUCCUGAUGCUCGACAUGUGCUGCUCGGAUGACGGACAAGCCAUCAGCAAUUACCUAAUCCAGAACCUGCGCAGCUCGGGAGAAGCACUAGAUGAGGUGUACAACACCACAGGGAGAGCGUACCCUCGGCGAUUUGUUCUGCCCCUGAACAUCACCGGCGAAACCCCGACAGACCAGAACCUGAACACUCGACCUUCCAGUGAAGCGUCAUGUGUCAAAGUCAGCGCGGACAAGGUUUUCUGCCAGCACGAGGAUCUCCAUGGAGACGACCUCUACGAGUACGGCGGCCUGGAGUUCCCUCAGAUCAACUACAGCAGAUGCAACGCCCGCCCCUACCGCUACUUCUUUGGGUGUGGCUUCAGACACAUGGUGGGGGACUCGCUGCUGAAGAUGGACCUGCACGACAAGACGUUCAAGGUCUGGGAGCAGAAGGGCUUCUACCCGUCAGAGCCGGUUUUUGUGCCUUCGCCUGAUGCCGUGGACGAGGACGAGGGAGUCGUCCUGUCGGUGGUUCUGACCCCUACACAGGAAAAAGCAACGUUCCUCCUGGUUUUGGAUGCAAGGACGUUUGAGGAGGUGGGAAGAGCCGACGUGCCCGUAAACAUGGCUUAUGGCUUCCACGGUGCCUUCGCCGCGUCUUCAUAAGCUCGGUGACGCAUGAUUCUGGUAAAGGCUGAGCGAGGGAUUUAUUCCUGUUGAUAUUUCAAACACAGCAAGAAAACACGGAGCUCCUGGUUGAAUAAAACCUCUCCAAGGUCUUUAUUAAACAUCACAUAAAAUCCCUCAACCUGCCUUUCAAGUGUCUCUGGUACUGACUGUGACAAAGAAAACUAAACCAAGUGUUAAAUCCCGACUAUAUUCCCGAAUUACUGCCGGAUUAUACACUGAAAAUGUUUCGGUUUAUUUCUAAGCAUAUUUUAGCACUUAAUUAACUUGCGUAUAUAUUAACGUCAUUUAAAAAAAUUAUGCUUCUUUUGCACCAACAACAAACUGACAGUGUCCUUAAAAAACGACGAGGAGGUCUCGUCGUUGUUAAAGCUGCUCCAUGUAGCCGUAACACUUCUGACCACAAGGGGGCGCUCACCUCUGCCGCGGCAGUCCGUCUGGUCAACCACUACAGGUGGCGCCUUGUCCUGAGGAUUGUCCAGGGGACAAGAGUCCAACUUCUGAGUCCAAAGAGAAACUAAGACAUGUUGCAGUUCCUUGAAUGACCACUGGUGGCUCCGAAAAUUUAUAAAUUGGAAACAAAACACAAACAGCCUGGUUCAAAAUCAGUUUUGGUCUCCACAGCUACAUUUCAUAACCAUGACGACAUUUUGGGGGGGGGACUUUUUUUUAUUAUACUGCAUCCGGUAAAGCUAGAUAAAGUAACAGUAAUUCUUUUGAUUGACAGCAUCACUUUUGCAAUUCAGCGCUAGCACUUUCCUGACCGUUGAGCUGUGACUAAAGAGCUUAAAGGACUUAUUCUUUCACAUUUUAUAAAUAAGACCUUUCCUUCUCCAGUUAAAGUAGCUUGAGGCAAGAAUAAGAAAUGAGACUCAUUAGCGCCACGACAACCGUCGGGGGUACUGCAGCCAACAGCAAAGCCGGCACGGGAGAACGCGCAUGCAGCGUCAUGUGACGUCACAUCCGCAGCCCAGCGCGGGAAAUUCGGGCCCAGAAUUGCAGUGCAUUUUGCAGCACACAGCCUGUUCAAGGCAACAGAGAGAUACGGUAGAGGGCUCAUUCUUUUUGGUUUGGAACACUUCAUCUGACAUUAUUACUAGAAAACUUAAAACGUAUAUGCAUUUUUUCAUAAAUCCUGCCUCAAGCUCCUUUAAUUGUACAAACAGCCAUGACUGGCUGUGGGUCUAAGGCUCCAAAGAGAAAGCUUGGCUAAGCCGCAGGCAAAUGUCAUUUAUGCUUUGGCCACUCAGGUGACAUUUGAAACCGGCGGUCCUGCUACCGACACCGCCCUCAACUCCUCUAGGGGGUAGAACCUAUGGGUCAGGGUCCCCAGGGCUUGUCCAGUUCUUCCUAUAUAGUUUAUUGGCGCUAAAACAUACAUUUGUGUGUGCGGUGCUGCCCCCAUGUGGUCAGAAGUGGUGUUGCUACACAGAGAUUUAAACCUAUUAAGGAUAGGAAAUGAGUUGCCAAAAUGAAUAUUUUUAUGUAUUUCUAUUGAACACCCUGCUCUUUUUACUAUCUUUUUUUUAAAUAAAUUGAAUGCCUUUUAUACACUUUUCCAAUAAAUGUUUAAUUAAAUUUGA